Messenger RNA from Ctenopharyngodon idella (grass carp), 878 nucleotides. It is a transcript of the gene cplx4c, whose product is annotated as complexin 4c. Gene Ontology annotation, biological process: neurotransmitter transport; synaptic vesicle exocytosis; regulation of neurotransmitter secretion. Bases 337 to 810 code for a protein of 157 amino acids. The transcript has 3 exons. Gene Ontology annotation, cellular component: SNARE complex; terminal bouton. The record is from RefSeq and is a predicted model, not a curated record. Gene Ontology annotation, molecular function: syntaxin binding. Lineage: Eukaryota; Metazoa; Chordata; Actinopteri; Cypriniformes; Xenocyprididae.
AUUAUGUGUGCUGCUGUAAGAAUAUCAAUAGCCGCGGUGUCCUUGGCCCAAGGUGAGGCCAACACAGGUUUUGAUGGGGUUUUAUAAUAAGCCAAUCUCUUGAGCCGUUUUCAUCACACCCUCAUCUUCACCUCAACAACAGGUGCCAAAUCUGAAACUACACCUCUAUUGUCUUCAUAUUCUUAUUGUUGCUCCAAAAAAUAAGCUAAAAAUAGCUGCAUUACUGAACUGGAAAGAUUAUUUCUGGAAAGCUGUGGGUCAAAUACAUGAACUAACACCACAAAUUAAGUCAAUAUUGGAUAGUUAGUCUAUUCUUCAGGCCUAAAAGCAGAGAAGAUGGCAUUCCUCCUGCAGCAGAUGUUGGGGGACAAACUGAAGAACAUGACAGGAGGAAGCGACGCUGCAGACGAGACCGCGGCAGGAAAAGAGACGCCGGAGUCUAAAGGAAUGAGCAGGGAAGAGUUCGAGGAGUAUCAGAAACAGCUCAUCGAGGAGAAGAUCGCCAGAGACAAGGAGUUUGCCACGAAAAAAGCCGAGAGAGCAAACUUACGAGUGCUUCUACGUGACAAAUACAGACUACCACAGAGCGCACAAGACGAUGCCACCGUCCAGAUGGCCGGAGAUGACGUGGACAUUCCCGAGGAGCUGGCGAAGAUGGUGGACGAAGACGAGGAGGAGGAAGAGAUAAACGAUUCUUUUCUGGGAAAACUCCAAAACAUGGACGUGGACUUUGAUUCAAUCAAGGCUAAAGCUCAGAGCACGAUGACGGAGGUCAAACAGGCGGCGGAAGACAAAUGUGUCAUGAUGUGAUUGUGCAGUUAAACGUACAGUAAACCGCCCCUCAUCAACAUGUACAGAUUUGGAAGAAUUUUUACUUU